Messenger RNA from Phalaenopsis equestris, 865 nucleotides. Its product is annotated as cation/calcium exchanger 5-like. Gene Ontology annotation, molecular function: monoatomic cation transmembrane transporter activity. The annotation marks the transcript as partial. The record is from RefSeq and is a predicted model, not a curated record. The transcript has a single exon. Gene Ontology annotation, cellular component: membrane. Gene Ontology annotation, biological process: monoatomic cation transport; transmembrane transport. NCBI's taxonomy places the organism in Eukaryota, Viridiplantae, Streptophyta, Magnoliopsida, Asparagales, Orchidaceae.
AUCCUCCUUGCCUCGGCUCUCAUCUUCCUCCUAUUCUCCUUCUUCUCCUCCGGCGACGAAUAUCCCACCCGCCGCCGCCUCCUCUCUUCUCCGUCAAUCCCUCCUCCGCUGUCUUGCUCUGCCAUCCUUCGCAUUCCUCCGGAUGAGCGCUGCGCUUUCUCGCGAUCCCACUGCUCCCCUUCCGGUGGCCUCGUCAAUUACUCCUCCCUCCACUUUUGCCUUCUCCAUUCCUCUCGGUUCCUCUCCUUCCCCUCCAUCUCUCUCCUCCUCUUGCUUCUCUUCUACCUCCUCGCCCGAGCCGCAUCGGAUCGCUUCUCUCCGGCUGUUUCCCUCCUCUACUCUCGUCUCGGCCUCUCUCCCUCAAUGGCCGCUGUCACUCUUCUCGCCCUCGGCAAUGGCGCCCCUGACCUCUUCGCCUCGAUUGCCGCCCUCCACACAGGCCAGGCGCGGACCGGCCUUGGGGCUGUAGUAUCGGCCGGUGCCUUUGUCUCAGCGUUCGUCGUCGGUGCCGUAGCUGCUCUCUCCCCCACUUCUCCCUUACCCCUUGAGCCAGCGCCGUUCAUCCGCGACGUCUUUUUCUACAUUCUUGCCGCCUCCGGUAUGUUCUACAUCUAUCUCAGCGCUGAGAUCUUCCUAUGGCAGGCCGUGGGAUUGAUUGUGUUCUACGUUUUCUUUGUUGGCCUUGUCUUCUGGAUGGAUUCCAACUUCAAAAGAAGGGAAGUGAUGGUGGACGAGAUGAUUAAGUUGCCAGAGUGGGAAUUGGCGAAAGCCGCUGAAAAUGCUGAGGCAUGCAAACCUAAUGGGCCUGGCUGGGGAUUAUAUCAACUAUUUGGGUUGGUAAGUGUAGCGUAAUACUUUAUUUUUC